This is a messenger RNA of Erythranthe guttata (spotted monkey flower), 744 nucleotides long. Lineage: Eukaryota; Viridiplantae; Streptophyta; Magnoliopsida; Lamiales; Phrymaceae. The record is from RefSeq and is a predicted model, not a curated record.
AUGGAUAAAAAAAUAAAGACGAAAUUUGAAGAUGAGAAAACACAAAAAGAAGAAGAAGAAGACGAGGCACUCUCACUGUGUGAUUUACCUCUGAACUCCGGCGAACCGCCGGCCGACAGAAUAGACUCCACCAAUUUCAAGACCCAAGAUUACAAACGGCGAUCUUCCUCCGAGCCAUCGGAAUUCUUCGAGUUCUUCCACGGUUUCGUCUCCGACGAGAUCUCCGAUGCAGAUGACAUCAUUUUCCGAGGCAAAAUCCUACCCUACUACUGCAAAAGCAAAAACCGACAACCUCGUACCCACAAUAACCACCACGGCGGCGGCCAUAUCCACCGCCACCAAAUCCUGAUCAAAUCCCUGUCUGCAGACGACGCUAAUUACACAAACGACGACGAUCGUUUACCAAGAAGAUACUUCGAGCUGACGACGACGCCAAACACCCACCGCCGCCGUGAAGCGACGUCGGAUACCCACCGGAGUUCUUCGAAAAUUAGUUCGGCGGCGAAAUCGGAGGGGUGGAAGGUAAUUUCGAAGAGUAAGUGGAUUGGUUUGAUGAUGUUUGGUCCGGUGAAAAUUCAGCAGGAAAUGGAUCUCCGGGAUAUGAAAAACCGGCAGAUUCGCCGGCCGAAUACAGGGAGCAUGUUCGCCGGAGGUAAAGUUCCGGCGAGAGGAAACGAACGCCGGAGAAAUUCUUGGGGGCAUGAUCUGAUAAGGUUUGAUUAUGAUGAUGUUGUCUAUACAUGA